Messenger RNA from Clonostachys rhizophaga, 1719 nucleotides. Lineage: Eukaryota; Fungi; Ascomycota; Sordariomycetes; Hypocreales; Bionectriaceae. The record is from the annotation of a GenBank genome assembly.
AUGGCAGGCUAUGCCCUCGUGUUGGCCGCGGUGGCCGUAGCAGUGUACGCUUCCUACCGCCUGCUGCUCCCAAAGCCCAUUCCCGGCAUCCCGUACAACGAGGCUGCUUCCCGAUCCAUCCUCGGCGACAUGCCUGCCAUGCUGAGCGAGGGAAAGGAAGCCGGCUUCUCCUGGCUGAUAUCUCAAGCCAGCAAGCGCCCAGGCCCGCUCUUCCAGUUCUUCCUCGGCCCCUUCGACAAGCCCUUUGUCCUCCUCACCGACUACCGCGAGAGCCGGGACAUCCUGCUACGCCGCAAGGAGUGGGAUAGAUCCGACUGGUCGAUCGAUCUUAUGGGUGGCCAGGUCGCCAAGCAUCACAUCAAUAUGAAGGCUGGGCCAGCGUGGAAGGCCCACCGCCGCCUACUGCAGGAUCUCAUGAGCCCGUCCUUCCUCAACGACGUCGCGGCUCCCAACAUAUACCAUAGUGCCGAGGGUUUGGUUCGAUUGUGGAGAGAAAAGGCUCGUGUUGCUGAGGACAGGUCGUUUUGUACCGAGGCGGAUGUGUACUAUGCCGCGCUGGAUGCCGUGCUGGACUUUGGCUUCGGCGAGAGCUUCCCACACCGAGCGAUCCCUCAUCAACAGAAGCUUUUCGAGACAAUGGAUGCAAACAAUGCCGAUCCGCUAUCUAAAGAUAGCGACGUGAUUGAGUUCGAAAAGGCACCUAUCCACGAGACAUUGGAGUCCAUGCUUCGGAUUGCCGAUGCGAUCGGAGCAGUGGCUGAUACUGGCCUGACAAAAUUGGGUUGGUGGUGGCAGAAUCGCCAACCUGCAGAGCGAAAAGCACAUGGUAUUCGGGACACCCUCGUCAAGCAACAGGUCUUGAUGGCCAAGGAUAGGCUGCUGCAGGAAGAUGGCGAAGCCAAGAACAAGAUCAAGUCGGCCAUAGACUUGAUGGUAAACCGGGAGAAGACAUUUGCGGAAAAGGACGGUCGCGAGCCAGUGUUUUGGUCCGAUGACAUGCGUGACGAGAUCCUUGGGUUUGUAGUAGCCGGCCACGACACCACGAGCACAACCCUUCUCUGGGCCGCCAAGUACCUCACCGACUCACCCGACGUGCAAAAGAAGCUGCGAGAUGCUCUGCGGUCGAAUCACUCCAACUCCUACGCUGAAGGCCGACCGCCUACCUACAAAGAGAUAUCUUCAGCCAACUGUGCCUAUCUGGAGGCAUUCAUCGAAGAGUCGCUACGACUGGCCAAUACCGUCCCGGUCCUCGAGCGACAAUGCGACAAGGACACUGUCGUCUUGGGGCAUCACCUGCCGAAGGGUACAACUCUUUUGAUGGCCACAAAUGGCCCAAGUAUCACGGAACCUAGCCGACAAAUUGAUGAAAACCUUCGCAGCGAGUCGAGCCGGCUGGCCGCCAAGGAACGCGAUCUCCGGGAAUGGUCGAGCCAUAAUCCGGGCGCGUUCUUUCCCGAGAGAUGGCUGGAAAAGGAUCCAGGCUCGGGUGGGGUCUCAUUCAAUCCGCAGGCUGGGCCGACAUUGCCGUUUGGUUUGGGUCUCCGGGGGUGUUUCGGGCGAAAGCUGGCCUACUUGGAACUGAGGCUGAUGAUAACGCUUUUGGUCUGGAACUUUGAGUUCAAGCCCACGCCCGCAAGGUUGUCGGGAUAUGAACCUGUUGAUGGCUUGACACAUAAGCCAAAGACUUCCUAUGUGAGGCUGGAACCAGUGAAGCAAUGA